Messenger RNA from Bactrocera tryoni, 1559 nucleotides. It is a transcript of the gene Mur29B, whose product is annotated as cell wall protein DAN4. The transcript is spliced from 4 exons. The record is from RefSeq and is a predicted model, not a curated record. Bases 266 to 1537 code for a protein of 423 amino acids. Lineage: Eukaryota; Metazoa; Arthropoda; Insecta; Diptera; Tephritidae.
UGUCCAAUAGGUAGUCGUUGCGGCAAACUCAGACGAAUUUGAUCUCAUUGAUCUAACGGUGGUGGCGACGGCUAAAACACGAAAAACUAGAACGUUCACGCGCGCGCAAAUAAUUCGCUGAGCAAAAAGAAUGCAAAAUAGUAUAUACAUUUAAUAUAAAAACACUUUAUUAAAGAAAUAUAUAAAUAAAAAAAUUUGUGAAAGGACAACCGGAGUACACGAGUUGCAGAUUUUAAUAAUACGUACAGGCCUUACAAUAUUCAAAAUGAAAUUGCUAACAGUGUUCGUGCUGCUGACAGCCAUUGUUGCAGCUCUUGGGCUCAACGAAUCAGCAGGUGCCUCAACGGAAGUCUUGGCGGGUUCAGACGAUAGUGCGGCAACUACUGAUACUGAUGAGGCAACUACUUCUGCUUCUAGUAAUCCGACCACUGUUGCUCCUGGUGAAACAACCACUGUUACUGCGGAGCCAAUCGCAACCACAUCGGUAUCCUCUGGUGAGACAACUCCAGUUGCUUCUAGUGUAGAAACCACUGUUGCACCUAGUGAAACAACCACAAGUGAGACAACCACUGUUACUGCGGAGCCAACCGCAACCACAUCGGUAUCUUCUGGUGAGACAACUCCAGUUGCUUCUAGUGUAGCAUCUACUGUUGCACCUAGUGAAACAACCACAAGUGAAACAACCACUGUUACUGCGGAGCCAACCGCAACCACAUCGGUAUCUUCUGGUGAGACAACUCUAGUUGCUUCUAGUAUAGCAACUACUGUUACUGAUGAAACAAACUCGGUUGCUACCAGUGAGGCAACCACUGUUACUGAGGAACCAACCACUGUUGCUACUGAUGAAACCACAUCGGUAUCUUCUGCUGCUACUACUACCACUGAGGAGUCUACUACUGCCAAUUCUAAUGAAACAACCUCGGCGGCUACAAGCGAAACCUCCUCUACUACAUCUGGUAACACCACAACGGUUGAUCCGAGCGAAACCACGCCCAACACUGAUGAAACAACGGAUGCAACAACAAAUAGUACAUCUGCCUCAACUGCAACUCCAGAUACCACCCCCGUAGAGAAUGGAAGUACAAAUCCACCAUCUACAGAAGCGCCACCUGCUAAUAAGCUUCAAUGUUAUGCAUGUGAGGGCGACGAUUGUGAUGAAAAGACUGUGAUCAACUGUCCGGAUGAUGGCAGAGCUUACGAUGUCGAGGACAGCAAGAGUUUGUCCGCGAAUGCAGCGGAAAUUCUUCUUCAAAAUUAUCGUUCAGUUUCGCGAUUGGAACUCGCCGAUGUGAAGGGUUAUGCUUGCUACAGGGUGCAGAUUACAGACAAUGAUGACAAGGCAUUGAAACUUGGAUGUAUUGCCAUACCUUAUGGCCAAAGCGCCUGUGAGGCUGUACGGAACGAACUGAAUAUAACGGCAACAGCUGAUAGUGACGAGUGUUUGGCGUGUCAAACAGACUUAUGUAACGGUAGUGCAAUAGCAAAAUUAUCUGUGGCGGUACUUUUGUCCGUAUUGCUGGCAAAGUUUUUAUUUUAAGUGAUCAGUAAAAUAAAUACUU